GUACAUCUUAAUUUCGCCACGAAAAAAGGACCAAUUUUCUCUCCGUCGUUACCAUGCGGGCUUGCAAUGUUCUAGCGAUUUUCUCAACCGUCAGCUGUGCCGCAGCCAAAGAUGCGCCUGUCGUUUCUGGGAAUCCUCAAGGCGUCGAAUACACGGCCACUCUGCCCAAAGAACCCUUCUUCCCCAAAGCGGAGCUGGUGGGCAACGUCAAGGGCAACGUUUCGGCAGUGGCAGGUCCUGGUGGCAAGGGCGUCAGAUUCACCGUCCAAUUCGAAAACUUUCCCAAGUCGGGUGGCCCUUUCAUAUAUCACAUCCAUGAGAAGCCAGCCAUCGCCGGCAACUGCACAUCAACUUUGGCGCAUCUAGACCCGUUCGGCCGUGGCGAGACGCCUGCUUGCGAUGACUCCAAGCCCGAGACUUGCCAGGUCGGCGACUUGAGUGGGAAAUACGGCAAAAUCACCUCCGAUCCUUUCUUGGCGGAAUACUUUGACCUCUACACCUCUAUGAAGCCGGACAAUCCGGCCUUCUUUGGCAAUCUGUCGAUCGUGGUCCAUUACGCAAACAAGACGCGUCUGACCUGCGCCAACUUUGCCAAGCUGCAGAAUCCUCACAACAUUACAAAUGUCCUCUCUGCUACUGGCGUUCUUACUCGCACUGGCGUCGUAACUGCUACUGGCGGCCUCACCAUUCCGGCGAGCUUCACUACUGCCUCUACCAGUGAUGCUGUAGGUGCAAGUGCCACAUCAUCUACUGUACCCUUUCUGGGGGCUGCUGCUGGGAACAAAAUCUCAAUCUCUCUGCUGGGUGGCGUUGUUGUCAUAAUGUUACUCUCCCUGUGAGACAUGAAAAUGGGAUCGCCUUGCAUGUACAUGUAGGUAGAGCCUUUGUGCGAUACCCCUAUUCAGGAUGGGAAAGGGACUGGGUUUCUUUAUUUGCUUGUUUUUUCUUCUCAUACACAUUUAAUGAUAGAACAAUGUUUGCUUUAAGCCGGCCCUUAUAGCUAGACAAUACAAAUUUACACACCU
Messenger RNA from Trichoderma atroviride IMI 206040, 1025 nucleotides. The record is from RefSeq and is a predicted model, not a curated record. Lineage: Eukaryota; Fungi; Ascomycota; Sordariomycetes; Hypocreales; Hypocreaceae.